GUCCCAUCGUCGCCAGGUUGCAACCUCUUCUGCCGCUCCUCUACACACACCCGUCAUGUACCGUCAGAUGCUGUCAGCUCUCCUAGUGGGCGUGGUGGUCGUGGGCGUGCUUGAGAUGGGCGUAGCUGACGCCAAGCCAGCUCCACCCCAAGUGGCAGCCAUGGCUGACGCUCUCAAGUACCUUCAAGAACUUGACAAGUACUACUCACAGGUUUCAAGACCCAGCACUCGUGCAGCUCCUGGCCCCGCCUCGCAGAUACAAGCACUACAAAAAACGCUAAAGUUCCUACAAUUACAAGAACUGGGCAAAUUGUACUCUCUUAGGGCGCGGCCGCGAUUUGGAAAACGUAGUGAAUAUGUCGCACCAGCUGAUGACACCAUGAUGGAAGCAAGUGAGAGAAUCCUGGAGUCUCUCUCCCGCAGGAGGUGAGGAUUUUGACACUAUUAUCACCACCACUAGCACCACUACCAGCACCACUACCUGCACCACCACUAGCACCACCACUAGCACCAUCACUAGCACCACUACUAACACCACUACUAACACCAAUGCCUGCCUCUCUCUCUCCUCGCAUCAAAUUGCUAGCACUUGAUCUAACUCAUCACUCGCUUCCUUCUCACUCCUCAUGUUGACAUUAUCCUUAAAACUUUCUCCUGACUCUCCCGUCUCAUUUCCUUCCUUUAUCCGUCUCUCUUCAUUUUGAUCCGUCCUAUUUCCCCUUUUCUUGAAGUCAAAAUACUGAAGUAGACUACGAAUCUACUCAUCUACAUCCAUUGUUCCUCCUUUAAAAGGUACGUAAGGUCCUCCAUCUUCUAAUAUCAUGUUCAUUUUUCCACUAUAAUCUACCUUGUCCAUAAUUAAUAUCGCAUUUUCUUUGUCUGCUUCGUAAGGUGAAGUCCAGGAUCUUUCCUUAGGUCUGAUGCCGUGCUCCUUCCUUAAGUGAAUGUGACCUGACCUGACGCGACUAGGUUGGGUCAUUGGCUUAAGCCAAUGACCCAACCUAGUCGCGGUAGGAGACUUGGACCUAGUCCGGUAGGAGACUUGGACCUGCCUCGCAUGGGCCAGUAGGCCUGCUGCAGUGUUCCUUCUUAUGUUCAACAAAUAUCUGAGGACAGUUGUGUUGUAGAGCUCUAAGCUUUGCUCACACCUUUUCAACAUAAUUAUCAUCAAAUAUUUGUUAACUUAUACCAUGAAUUAAGGAAAGAUCCUGGACUUCACCUUACGAAACAAAGCAAAUACGAUAAAAAUUAUAGACAACGUAAAUUAUAGUGGAAAAAUGAACAUGUUAUUAAAAGACUGGGGAACUUACGUGCCUCUUAAGUAUUUCAAGGGUCUUAUUCAACUCCCUCUGUCGUACUGAAGCAUUUGAAUCCUUUAGCAUUUCCUUUCCUCACUAAGUGGCGGUGAAUCCCAACUCCAGCUAUAUGAAUCCCUAGUCAACAUCUCAAACGAGUGACGUAUCAGCUGGUUCGAGAUCCUGCUUCGACAACACGACCAUCAAACAGAGAGAUCCAACUCCUUUGAACCAGCUUUGGCGCCAUCAAGAGAGAUCCCUUUGAAACAGCUUUGGUGCCACCUACAGAGCGAUCCAAUCCCUUUAUAGCAGCGUGGCGCCAUCUACCAGCGGCGUCGUUCUCCACGUGUUCUUGAUACCUAUAUAGUUAUGGCAGUCUUCAGGAAAUAAAGCACAUUGUGUAUUAAAUGUG
Cherax quadricarinatus is the source of this 1707-nucleotide messenger RNA. RefSeq names its product neuropeptide F (gene NPF). Gene Ontology annotation, molecular function: hormone activity. Gene Ontology annotation, cellular component: extracellular region. The record is from RefSeq and is a predicted model, not a curated record. Lineage: Eukaryota; Metazoa; Arthropoda; Malacostraca; Decapoda; Parastacidae.